GAUGCAGCUGAGAUCUGGUCUGGAACUCUUUACACCAAAGCUAGUGUAGAUGAUUCCUCAAAAGAGCCCAUCCCAGAUACUGCUGGUCAGGCUCCAGCCUUCCCUGAACAGCCAGCUCAUCAUGAAUCUGAGGAAGAUUUUGAACCAUAUCCUCAGCCUGGUGACAGUCAAGGAGAAGAACCAUGGGAGGAAAUAGCCCAUGAUCUUAUUGGAGUAACACGUGAGAUAUCUUUGACAACUGAUAGUGACUCAAGAGAAGUCAAAGACUCUGAAGACCAGAAGACCAAAGCAUUCCCAAGCCCUGGAGAUCUGGCAGUUCGGCCUGAAGAUCUCAAGCCUGUUUCUAAAGAAAGAAGAUCUAGUGUAGGUGAAUCAUUCCCUUCAUUUAAAAGAAGAGAUAGUGGUGUUGCAGAAUUGUGCAAGAUAUUUGAAUCUCCUACAAAGAGCUAUGAUACACCUGUAUACCAGAGACCGAAACCAGUUGUGACAAGAGAGAAAAUCCAGGAUACUACUAAACCUUAUAAGUCUGUGGAAAUACCAGCUUGGCCCCCUAGCAAAGAAAAAGAUUCAUCUGUAAAGCCGUUCCCCAGACCAGUAGGGGACGUACCCCUGCCAUCCUACAAAGAUUCUACUGUGCCAAGGGAUCCAGUAACAGGCUGUAGGAUCUUCCUGGAAGAAAAGUAUACUCUCAUUCCAAGAGAUCAACAGAUAGAGAAGAUCACAGAUAUGCCUUCUGGAUCACCUGCAGCACCUGCUCCUUCACCUGAUUUCCCAGAAAGAAGAGAAGAUCUGGAACCAUUUGCAAGACCAUUUGAAUUUGGUGGAGAUUUCCGGUUCCCAGAAUAUGUUAGGCAAAAGUCUGAUACUGACAGGGAGCUGCAAACCCCCACGCAACCUCAAACACCUUCCUGGGAAGAAAGAUUAUAUCAGAAACAUAUGGAUAAUGUAACACCUACAUCUAUCCCUCAGACCUCAGAGACAGCACCUGGCUUGCCAGAAAGGGGUAUGGCACCGCCAGUAGAUGUAAGGCCACAGUUCCCAUCUCCACAAGAGAGUUACCCAUGCCCAGUUCCCUCUGAGGAGAUUCAAAGAGUUUCUGACAUUAGGUCAUCCCAGUUGUGGGUAACAGGUCAUUACCAACAGCCCACUUCUGCUGACCAAAGAAAAGACAUCCCACAAGAGGAAUCAACUCCUAUGUUACCUCCAACAUAUGCUGAGCUUGCAGCAAAGAUGGUACCAAGCUUCCCAACUCCAGGAGAAGCACCUGUGAGAGAUGGAAAAGAGCCUCCACAGUAUGCAGAGAGAGAAGAAACAAAGAGGGAAGAGGUGUUCCCAUUGCCUCUUGUCUCUCAAACUGAGGAAACCCUGCGAGAUGUGACAUCAGUGUCAGUUUGGCCAGAAAAGAUCUACAGUAGGGUAGAUGUCAGGGAAGGAGAGGAGAGACUAUCACCUGAAGGUGAUACAAAAGUUCCAGCACCUACUCUGCCAGCUGAGAGUCCACAAUUUGUUUCAAGAGAACCAGCAUUUCCAGUUCCUAUUGGAGAAUUCCCAGUGCCAUCUCAAAAGAAAGGUGAACCGCAAGAAGCAGAAAGAUCGAGUGAACUAUUCAAAGAUGUAUUGUACAUUCAUGAACCACCUGAGGAAGAGCUCAGACUCAUCAGUGAUGAAAAGUAUGUAGAAAAGGCAGCCCCUAAGUCACCAGAGUUCAAGAAGGAGCUUGUUGAUACACCAGUAGCUCCCUUCCCUGAACCAGGGAAGCCAUCAGCUACACCUAAGGAUGAGGAUAAGUUCCCAACUCCUGUUGUAGGUCUCGUUGAUGAGCCUCGAGAUGUAACAUCAACUCCUAAGUGGACAGAGGAACAGUAUGCUAGGAGUGAUGUAUCUGUGAAGGAUGUUGACAUCCCUCAGUAUGACACUACAGCAAUGUUGCCACCAGCACCAGUGAAAGCUCCUCCUUCAUCUAAAGACGAUACACCAUUCUCUCAGCCAGUAGGCGAAUUCCCAGAACCUACAGAGAAACCUGAUGACAGACCAAGUGUACCUGCAAGUCAGAUACACAUGGAAACCCUCUAUGCAAGAUCCCCUGAUGUAAAAGAAACUAGAGGAAUUGAGGAACAGAAAGACCUUGAACUUCCUUCUAAAGAAAGGCCCAAGUAUGAGGAAGUUGAUGUAGCAAAGGAGGCAGAACCAUUCCCUAUGCCAAAGGUGCUUGUUCCAAAAACUGAGAAGGUAGAGAUAGUUGAAGAGCUUUCAAAGCCUCAAGAACUCCCAUUCACCCCUCCAGAGUUUAAAGAAACGCCAAGCAAGAAGAUUAUUGAGGCAUUCCCAGAACCAGUAACGGUUCUAACUCAAGAAACACCACAGGAUGUUAUUUCAGUGUCACAAUGGAUGGAAGAACUCUAUCCAUCCAAAGAAGUUGUGGUACAAGAUCGUACACUAGAGGAAAGAGAAAGAAAAGAUAAAUUACCUGAAAUACCAGUAAAAGCUCCAGAGGACAUACCUGUGGUAGCAGAUUUCCCUCUUCCAGUAGGAGAUUUCCCAGAGCCUCUCAAAGAAGCAGGUGAGCCAAAGGAGGGAUUGAAAACUCAAUUAUUCUCAGAGAUUGUUUACAAAAAGCCAGAAGUGACAGAGGGCCCCAAACUUGAAAUUGAAGAAGAUGUUUGGGAGGAAGCUGUUUCAGAUAUUCCUGACUUCGGGAAAGCCGAUGAUGUUAAGGUUCAGGCUCCCUUCCCAGUUCCAGUAGGUGAUGUCUGUCAAACAGUUGAGUCCCAAGGAAUGGAACCACCUGUAUAUGAGGACAGUGAUGAAGACAAAUUUGAAGACUUUCCAGAAAUCACAACAAGCAUACCUGAUGAUACACCUGAAGAUGUCUCAACAGUCAGUCCAUGGCAGGCUGAUAUGUAUAAAAAGAGUGAGCCAGUGGAGGUGGGUAGGAUACCCCAAGUAACAGAGGAAAUCACUGUGCUUCCUCUACCAAUGAAGAGACCUGAAGAAAGGACACUGGAAGAAGGUUUCCCAGAACCAGAAGCACAAUAUCCUAAACCAGCUGAUGGUAUUGACGAGCCUCCUGCUGGCCCAGAUGCUGUCAAGGUAUUUUCAGAAGUUGUUUAUACCGAAGUGGUUAAGACUGAAAAACCUGAAGCAAUUGAAGGGCCUGAAGACCUCGAAUAUCCUGCAGUUCAACCACCAGCAUAUAAGGAAACCGAACCAGUGCCCACUGAACCUUUCCCUACCGUUGGUGUUCAGGGACCAGUAAUAGAAAGUAUUGAAGAAAUCAUUAGCCCUGAAGAAACUGCUACUACACGAAAAAUUGUACGGAGAGUUAUAAAGAAGAUCGUUAUAAUUGAUGGUAAACCAGUGGAGACAGAAGAAGUUGUAGAGGUGCCCGAAGAAGUUGAAGGAGCUCAGGAUGAGUCAGUCAUUACUGAGACUGUAACUGUGCCUGAGGGAGUUAUUACUACACAUAGAGUCAUCAGGAGAAGAAUUAUUAGGAAGAUUAUUAUGAUUGAUGGUAAACCUGUAGAGACAGAGGAAGUUGUUGAAGAACCUGAGGAAAUUAGUGAAGAGAUGCUUCAGGGAACACCAGCAGAUUCAGACAUCACUGAGACCAUCACAGAACCUGAUGAAGUAACUACCACAACUGUGCGUAGAAUCAUUAGGAAAAGAAUCAUCAAAAAGAUUGUAAUGAUUGACGGUAAACCUGUUGAGACAGAAGAAGUUAUCGAGGAGCCUGAGGAAAUAAGUGGAAAGAUGGUUGAGGAAUCUCCAGAAGAAUCAGUCAUCACAGAGACUAUCACUGAACCUGAGGAAGUUAUUACCACUCAUAGAAUCAUCAGGAGGAAAGUCAUCAAGAAGAUCAUUAUGGUUGAUGGUAAACCCGUAGAAACGGAGGAGGUUGUGGAGGAACCUGAGGAAGUCACUGAAGAGGAGUUGCAAGCCUUACCUAAAGACUCUGUAAUCACUGAGACCAUCACAGAACCUGAAGAGGUGACCACAACUCAUAGAAUCAUCAGGAGAAGAGUCAUCAAGAAGAUCAUUAUGGUCGAUGGCAAACCUGUUGAGACUGAGGAGGUUGUGGAGGAACCUGAAGAGGUUAGUGAAGAGAAGCUACAGGCUUUGCCUAAAGACUUUGUCACAACUGAAACCAUCACAGAACCUGAUGAAGUAAGUACCACAACUGUGAAUAGAAUCAUUAGGAGGAGAAUCAUCAAAAAGAUUGUGAUGAUUGAUGGCAAACCUGUAGAAACUGAGGAGGUUAUUGAGGAGCCUGAGGAAGUUAGUGAAGAGAUGGAUGAGGGAAUGCCAAGAGAUUCAGUUAUUACAGAGACUAUAGAAGAACCUGAAGAGGUGACCACGACUCAUAGAAUCAUCAGGAGAAGAAUCAUCAAGAAGAUCAUUAUGGUCGAUGGUAAACCUGUUGAGACUGAAGAGGUGGUGGAAGAGCCUGAGGAAGUAACCGGGGAAAUGAUCGAGGCAAAACCAGGAGAAUCAGUUAUCACUGAGACCAUCACAGAACCUGAUGAGGUGACCACAACAACUGUGCAUAGAAUCAUCAGGAGGAGAAUCAUCAAAAAGAUUGUGAUGAUUGAUGGUAAACCUGUAGAAACUGAGGAAGUAGUGGAGGAACCUGAGGAAGUCACUGAAGAAGAGCUGCAAGCCUUACCUAAAGACUCUGUGAUCACUGAGGCCAUCACAGAACCUGAAGAGGUGACCACGACUCAUAGAAUCAUCAGGAGAAGAAUCAUCAAGAAGAUCAUUAUGGUCGAUGGUAAACCAGUAGAGACCGAAGAGGUUGUGGAAGAGCCUGAGGAAGUAACCGGGGAAAUGGCUGAGGCAAAACCAGGAGAAUCAGUUAUCACUGAGACCAUCACAGAACCUGAUGAAGUGACCACAACAACUGUGCAUAGAAUCAUCAGGAGAAGAAUCAUUAAAAAGAUUGUGAUGAUUGAUGGUAAACCUGUAGAAACUGAGGAAGUAGUGGAAGAACCAGAAGAGGUCAGUGAAGAGGAACUACAGGCCUUACCUAAAGACUCUGUCACGACCGAGACCAUCACAGAACCUGAAGAGGUAAUCACAACUCAUAGAAUCAUCAGGAGAAGAAUCAUCAAGAAGAUCAUUAUGGUCGAUGGCAAACCUGUUGAGACUGAGGAGGUUGUGGAGGAACCUGAAGAGAUCAGUGAAAAGGAGCUGCAAGCCUUACCUAAAGACUCUAUGACAACUGAAACCAUAACAGAACCUGAUGAAGUAACCACAACUCAUAGAAUCAUCAGGAGAAGAAUCAUCAAGAAGAUCAUUAUGGUCGAUGGUAAACCAGUAGAGACUGAAGAGGUUGUGGAAGAGCCUGAGGAAGUAACCGGGGAAAUGAUCGAGGCAAAACCAGGAGAAUCAGUUAUCACUGAGACCAUCACAGAACCUGAUGAAGUGACCACAACAACUGUGCAUAGAAUCAUCAGGAGGAGAAUCAUCAAAAAGAUUGUAAUGAUUGAUGGUAAACCUGUAGAAACUGAGGAAGUAGUGGAGGAACCAGAAGAGGUCAGUGAAGAGGAACUACAGGCCUUACCUAAAGACUCUGUAAUCACUGAGACCAUGACAGAGCCUGAGGAAGUCACAACUGUACGUAGAGUUAUCAGAAAGAGGAUUAUCAAAAGGAUAGUUAUGAUUGAUGGCAAACCCGUUGAGACAGAGGAGGUUGUGGAAGAACCUGAAGACGUCAGUGAAGAAACAGUUAAAGCCUUACCUGCUGAUUCUGUUGUCACUGAGACUAUUACAGAGCCUGAUGUCACCACAACUCACAGAAUUGUUAGAAGAAGAGUCAUCAAGAAGAUCAUUAUGAUUGAUGGUAAACCUGUUGAGACAGAAGAGAUUAUUGAGGAACCAGAAGAUUUCAGUGAGGUAACUCAGGGUAUGCCACCAACUGACAUUGAAAAAGAAUUCCCACUUGUUGAAUCUGCUCCCCAUGAUGCACCAGAAGACUCAGAAGCUCUAGAAGUGUGGGAAGAAAAGUUCUACCCUGCUGAAGAUCACCAACCGUUGAGACCAGAGAGCAUCAAAGAGGACAAACAAGUGGCACCUGCAUUGCCAACAUUACCAAAGGAGCCUCCUACAAUGUAUGAGAGUACACCAGAUUUCCCUAAGCCAGAAGAAAAGUUUGCACUUCCCAUUGAGACUUAUGAGGAACCUGCUGAAUCCCCUGAUGUUAUUGCACACUUCAGUGAUGCCAUGUAUGAGGUUCCAGCAACCCAUGUUGACAAGCCAGCGAUAAUCCCAACCCCCAAACAACCUCCUGUGUUGAUGCCUGAAGAAGGAGACUUUGAGUUAGAAGAGCCUCCAGCUGGUGUCGCAUGGAGAGAGGAGUUAGUCACCACUCGUCAGAUAUCAUCAGAAGACUCGCCUCGUGAGGAAACCAGGCGCCAUUCUGAGGGCGAUGAAGUUGAUUUAGCCACUAGCCUUCCCAAAUCAGAUUCACAGGUGUCCAUUGUUAUCACUCCUGCUGAAGACCUGUCACCAGAGACCUCAACAGCAGAUAAUGACUAUACUGAUGCUGGAAGAACAACUUCGUAUGAUGAGACCAGCUCAGUCGAUGAGAUGUUCACAGCUGACGAUGACGUACUUGCAUCAUCAGCCACCUCAGAUAGAAUCACAGAUGAUGAGUUGUCUGAGGAUGCUCCAAGGGAGUUAACAGAAGAGUCUGAAGAAGAACUACCAGAAGAGGAGGUACAUCCAGAGGAGGUUGAAGUAGUUACACCUACAAGGGAGGAUACACCAGAGGAUAUUGAAGUGGUUUCAGUCACAUAUGAAGAAGCACCAGAAGCUAUUAAAAUCACUUGGGAAGAGCCUCCAGAUGAAGUAGAGGUGGUCACACCCACCGAAGAGAUCCCAGAAGUAGUGACUCCUGUUCAGGAGGAACCCAAGGAAAAGGGUGUGACACCCACACUUGAAGAUGAAUCUGAAUUCUUUGCUUCCACCCAAGAAGAGUUCUCAGAGGAUGAUUUUAAAGAAAGUGUUAGCAUUGUGUCACCUAUAAAUCAAACUGUCUCAGAAGAGAAACCUUCUGAAAUUAUUUUUGUAGCCCCUCCCAAGGAAAAGUCCCCUGAAAAGGUCCAGAUGGCUGCGGUUGAAGAAGUCAAGAUACCUGAAGUUAAGGAACGUCCAGAUAUACAUAAAAAGGCUGUUUCAGAGACUGAAAUGGUUUCAGUAGCUGAGAAAGCUGCCUCUAUUCCAGCUGCUUCUGAAACCCUAGAAAAGAUUCAGGUGGCCCAACAGGAGCCUGAAGAAAGUCAGGCAGAAAUUAUUUCUGUAAUUUCGGCACCUCCAAAGACCCCAGAAAGGAUACAAGUGAUGCCUCUCAUGCACGAAGCACCUGAGGAACUUCAGGAAGCAGAUCUUGCUGAAGAAACCCCAGAAAUGAUCUCUGUGAUCCUAACAUCUCCAAGGUCUCCAGAAAAGGUUCAAGUAGUGACUGAAGUGCGAAAAGAGCCCGAGGUAGUCACAGAAAGGCCAAAAGAAGAAACUCCAGAAAAGUAUCCAACUCCAGUUGAGAUGCCUGAUGAAAAGCAAAAGGAGUCUUCAGACAAGCGUGCAAUAGCAGAAGUUCCCGAAAUAAAACAGAAAGAAGCUGUAGAACAUGUAACUCAUGUUACAGUUGUAAAGGAUUCUGAUGCAGAAAAGGCACCAGCAACAGACGUUGAAAUAGUAGAGGAGAUCCCUAGCAUUGAGCCAGAAGAAGAGGAGGAAACUUACUAUGAGCCACAGGCAGACAAUAUUAGGGAAAGGACACCAUUAUCCCUGUAUACUACUCACGUGAACAACCAAUUUGUUACCAGUAUAGAUCUAGACUCCAGGCCUGUUGUUGAGGGCGUACAUCCAAAGGAUGAUUCGCAGGGUAUCCGAGACGAACUGAUUGAUGAACACACAGCUGGGCCACCAGCAGAGCCGCCUAGUGUGCCAUCUGCACCAGUUGAGCCCGUUGAAGAGCUAACAGCUGGUGCUCCCGACACAGAAGACGAUCGUAGCUUAGUUUCUGUUGAUACAGAAAAGUCUUUAGUAAAAUAUCCAACCACAGAAUUAGAAGUUAUGGAAGAAUGGUACACAAUUUAUGAGCUACUUAAACGAAAACAGAAAUUGAGAGAGGAGUCUGCGGCAAUAGUGGCUCCUUCUGCUCAGCUGUUAUUACCUUCUUCGAAACAGCCUUCAGGUGAUGAACAAAACACUCGUGUCGAUGAAAAUAUUGUCUUGCUGCAGGAUGCCAUAAAGAAGAAGGAUGUGGUGGUAGUGCAGAAGGUCAUUAUUACCAUUGUGGAAACAGUCACUACCUGGCUUGAGACUAUUGAGUACCGUAUAUACGUCAUCAGAAACACUGAGGACGUCCAUGAACGGGCUCAGCAGUAUGAGCACCUUCGUAACGAACUUCACAUUGUCGAGGAGAAGUUAACUAUCUUAGAGGAUGUGACUCAAUCUGCUGUAGAGAUCCUGAGUGAAGAGACAAUUGUAACCAUCCGAGAGACAGUUCGAUACCUCCGGCAACAGGUUAGUCAUGUUGAAAAAGUUCGUCAGGCAGAAGAGAAAGAACUAACACAGGACGAGGAAAGCUAUGCCCAGUACCUGACUGCAGUUGAUGAUGCAGAGAAGGAAGUGUCAGAUCUUAAAUCACAGCUUGCUGUCAUCCAGGACACUCAGAUGCAGCCGGAAGAGAAAGUCGCCAAGCUUGAGACGAUUCUGACAAGUAAUGAGGAAAUGAGAGACCGCAUAACCGAGUUGUUGCUCAGUUCGCAUGACUUGAGACGAACACCCGGACGGCAAGUUGGGACUGAGCUGGCGACCAUCCAGACUGAGCUGUGCGACAUCCACGACAGUGUUGAAAAAGAGUUGGACCGCCUCCUGCGUCUCACCACAACCACCACCGAGUAUGAAGAGACGCUUAUGGAACUGACGCAUCUCAUAGAGAUGGCGGAGAGCAUCCUGGAGGCUCGGGUGGUGGCUCGAGACCUCGACCACCUCACAGAUACCAUUGCCAAGCACAAGAAGCUCUUCCUGUCCUUACGGCAGUGCCAGAAGGUGCUGGAAUCGCUGGACACAUGCCUGGAACCCAGCUCGCGUGUGCACUACCAGCAAUUGUACUCUCGCUCUUACCUGAGGGCCUCAGUGCUCCUCGACAAAGCCACGCAACGGAACCAUCAGCUCUCCCUGCUAGAGGCGGAGUGGCUACGUCUCCUGAGUCAGCUGACGGAGGAGGAAGCUUGGACCGUCGCCGCAACGGAGCAAGUGACACAGCUGCACACCGUUGCCGCCGACACGUAUCAGGACAACACCAGCGCCUGCAAGGACCUCCUGGUGGAGAGCGUGACGCACGAGGCGCAGACGGGGCACCUGGUGGAGAUGGUGCGCAAGGUGAGCGACGCCAUCACGUGCACGCCCCUGGAAACCCGGGUGACGGCGCACCACCAGCGGACCACAGCACUGCGCCAGGACGUCGGCCGCCUGCUGGAGCGCCUCGAGGAACUGCACGUCCACUGGUCGGCGUACCAGACGCAGAUGGACAAGCUGCAGGAGUGGUGCUCGCAGGCGAAGACGUCCCUGCAAGAGAUCGACCUCACGCCGCAGGACCAGGAGAAGCUGAGGGAGCAGUUCAACCAGAUAUGGAAUCUCAAGGCCCAGUUUGAUAGUCAGGGUGUAUUGCUGAACGAAUGCAUGAACCACUUUGACAAGUCAGUGGGUCUUGUCAACAUGACGGAUGAAACCCAUCAGAGGCACUUCCUGUCGCAGUUCAAGGCCGAGUGGCGUGAGCUUGAGGAGCUCCUGCAGCAGAAGGAGCAGGAGCUACACAGGAUCCAGAUCCAGGUAGUUCCAGUGCCUCAGCUGCUGUCGGAGACCCAAGACACGCUAUCGGGGGUGGAAGUGGCCCUUCAGAGCAUCGACACUCACGUCACCUCCAUCCAGCAGCUCCGAGACAUAUCGGAGCAGUACAAGGUUUUGCGCAUCAAGAUCCUCAACAGCAAGGAGAACCUCGAACACCUAACCCAAGUCUCAACCUCCGAGGAAGAGCAGGACGAGGAGCUGCUCGAUACGUUGGGCCGCCUCUCACUCACGUGCCAGGAGCUCAUCUGCACCAUCCAGCAGCGCAUCGCCUCCCUGGAGUAUGUGCUUGACCACGUGCAGAAGGCCGUGAGCCGCGUGGAACGCAUCUCCCUCACCAUGAUGCACCUGGAGAGCACUCUCGAGCGCUGCCAGGCCGUCGAUAAGGAGGGCGAACAGAUCCUCAAGGCCGCCUUGCACUCGUGUAAGACCAUCUUCGAGGGUCUCGCUCGUGCCGAGGAGGACAUCAACAAAGUCAAGCAGUCCCUGGAGACCCUCCGCAAGGACCCGCACCACCCGUGCCACCUGGCCGAGCUAGAGGCCCAGAUCGAGACUCUCCAGGCCAGACUCAAGUCCAUCUCCGAGAGCAUCAAGGAGACCCGCAGCAGCCUCAAGAGCCGCCUGGAUGUGUGGCAGAAGUUCAUGUCGUCAUCCGACGCCGUGGACAGCUUCCUGCAGGAGGUUGAGUACCUGAUGGAAGGGGCGCCUGACCUGGCCUCUGUCAACCAGGACGCCCUCAAGAGUCACGUAGAGGAGCUGCAGAGACUCCAGGGCUCCAUGUCCAGCAACGAAGGCCUGUUGGAGAUGCUAAGGACGCAGGCCGUCCAGGUGGAGAAGAAGGACGUCGUGGAGACGCAGCUCACCCGCUGGAGCAACGUGUCACAACGCCUUGUCUCGGUUAUCUUACGCUACGAGACCGCCUUGCAGCUGUGGUCUCGGUUCCUCACGGUGCAGGAGGAGGUCAAGGUGUGGGUCGAGUCCAAACUCACCCUCAUCGUCUCCCUUCAGUCCCGUGGCAUCGGAACCGAAGAACGAGGACAGAUUCAGGUGCUGGUGGGAGAGGCGGCGUGGUCGGGUGAGCGCGUGACGGAGCUGCGGCAGCUGGCACGACAGAUCCAGCUGCACGUGGCAGAGGACGCCGCUCGCGACACCCCGCUUGUGGCUGAGGUCGAACGCCUCGGCUUCAGAAUCACCAACCUGACGGAGGCCAUCACGCAGCUCAGCAACAACCUAAGCCUGCAGGCGGACCAGGAACAGCAGCAGAAACAGGAGCAGGCCCUCAAGCAGCUGGAGGAGGGUAUUAACGGGGCGCACACUCUGCUGGCCCUGCCCGAGCCGCCCGUCGAUGAGGCUGCCGUGCGCGCCACCCAGCUGAAAGACCAGCUGGUCGCGCUGGGCACGUCGGGCGGGCCCAUGCUGGAGGCGGGGCCCGCGCAGGUGGUGAAGGCCUGGCAGACAGCCGUGCGAGAUACUCACACGCGCUACGAACAGGUGGUGGCGGGUCUUGGCGGCGACGACGAGCAGCUGGCUGCCGCGCUCACCACCUGGCGCCAGUACGUGGAGAGUGUGGAGGCCGAGAUGUCGGCGCCGGCGCCGGCCUCGCGCGAGGGCCUGCACGAGGCCUCCCGCCUGUGCCAGGUGCACCGCUCCAUCCUCACCACGCAAACCAACGUACUCACCACGCUCCAGGAGCAGGCGCAGCAGGAGGACGCGCCACCCAGAAUCAAGGAUCUGCAGGGCCGCCUGCGAGAGCUUAUCCUGCGCCACAAGACCGUCCUGACCACCGUGACGGAACGCGAGCAGGUGCUCCUGAGGACCAUCACCACCUGGGAGACGUACCGGGUCAAGGUGGCUCAACUGCAGACCUGGAUCCUUGCCCUCGAGCAGGAGAAGCAGGGGCUGCAGCUGCGCCAGGUUGCCCGGCGACGUCUCGACAAGGUGAUCAGUCGCCUGCAGUCUUUGCUUGAGCAGCUGACCCGUGGCGAGGAGCAGGUAGAGGACGUGGCCAAGCUGUGCCAGCAGCUGGUGGCGUCAUGCGACCCGAGCAUCCACUCGAUCCUCAAGGCCGAGCUGGCGUCUCUGCAGCAGCGCGUGACCAACAUGCGAGCCGGCGUGGAGACCUGGCUCGGCUACCUGAGCCGCAGCUCCGACCUGUGGCGGCGCUACGAGGAGAACUAUGCCAAACUGCACACCAUCUUGAGUGAGAUGCAGGCUGGCCUGUCGGCCGAUCUGCCCUCGGACUUCAGCAGUGUGCAGGAAACCAUCAAGAAAUACAAUGAGACAACAGCAUCCCUUGAGGCCCUUAGCGGCGACCUGUCUCUGCUUAGGACCACGAGGGAGGAAAUGGUGGAUUCCCUGACCCCGUCCGACCUCCGCCUGGUCACCCAGCGCAUGUGGAGGGUGACGCAGCUGCAGGCCGAGCUACUCCACCAGUACAGGCUGAGGAUCAGCACCCUGGAGGAUAAGCUGGAGCUGUGGCAGCUGUACGACACCCGGUACCAGCAGUUCCUCGCGUGGGCCAAGGACAUGGAGGCCAAGAUCGACGGCGGUUCCGAGCAGUACAUCGACACCCUUAUCAGGAAGCUUGAACACGACUACCAGGAGGACAUCAACACGAAGAGCAUCGAGAAGUUGUGGUUGAUCUCGGAGGGCGAGGAGCUCCUCUCCUGCAGCACCGAGGACCAGGCCUCCGACCUCAAGAACAAGAUGCAGAACAUCGAGGCCACCUGGAAGCACAUCCAUGACAAGUGCACCAACAGGAAGCAGAAGCUGCAGGACAUCGUCACGACCAUUAACAAGGCUGAAGUCACUCUCGCCGAGUUGAAGGAGUGGCUCUUCCUGAUCGAGAAGAAGCUCUCAAGUCCCGUGGUGUUCCAGAACAGCUCCAAGAAGGAAAUCGACCGCCUACUCGAGGCGGAGGAGGAGGUGCGCAAGGAGAUUGAGAAGCAGAGCGGAACGAUAUCCUCCGUCCUGAAUCUCUGCGAUAUGGUCAUUCGCGACUGCACUGAGUUCGACGCCAAUGGCGACACAGACUCGCUGCAGGAAGCCCACCAUAAUCUGGAGAGGAGAUGGGGCGAUAUUUGUACCCGAUCUGCUGAGAGGAAAGUAUUCAUUCAGAAGACUUGGAAAAUGUGGCAAGAGCUGAUAGCUGUGAACACCGCCUUUGAGACGUGGCUGACCAGCAUGGAGUCGAGGAUGAGCAACAUCACUGCCUCCUCGACGAUAGUGACUUACGCCAGCCUGGAGGAGCGGAUCGCCCAGGUACACGAGCUGCAGCCCCUCAUUCACGACCAGACGCUGCAGUAUGAACAGCUCAACCAAAAGUACCGUGUCUUGGCGCGCCCUUACGGCAGAGAGAACAGGCUUGACCAGGAGAACGAGAUCCGCACGAAGGUCAAGACCUCAAAUGCCAGAUUCCACACUCUCAACUACCACAUCACUGUCAUCCUGCGACGUUUGAGGUACAGCGGCAGGAUUUACGAAGAGUUCAUCAGCACGAGAGAGAGCCUCCUGGGCUGGCUGAACGACUUCGACCUCAAGGUGUCUGAGUACGACAACCAGAUGCACUCGGACCUUGAACAAAAGAAAAAGUCCCUGCUGGAGCUCGUGGCCGAGUACGAGAGGCACGAGGAGGACCUCAGGAACUUCGAUGCUAUGAUCUCGUACCUCUACCAACGAAGUUGCUACACAGACUGUCUGAUGAUCGAGGAGAGCCUCGAGGAGUACUGGAUCAUUAGGAAACACCUACACAGACGCCUCUUGAGCCUGCAGGACGCCAUCGACGUGGAGAUUACCACUCAGAUCACCAACGCUUCUGCGACCAGGCUGUCCGAGGAGCGCUCGCUCGGGGACCAGCAGGAGCUUGAAGGCGAGGACGACUAUCGGGUUCCUUUGGCCGCUGACGUCAACCUGGAGACGACCUUCACCACCACGGACGUCUCGCUCAUCGGGGCCGUCGGCGGAAGGUCUCUGGCGAUGGAGAUGAAGGCGGCGCUGGAGGAGAGCAAGAGACUGCUGAGGCAGUUGGAGGAAUCGCUCAAGUGCCCCACCCCGCAGGGAGCUGAGGUCGACAAGACGUAUUACUCCUUCUCCAAGCAGUUGGCCGGAUGCCGGUCUUCCGUAGACCUCCUGAGUUCCCUGAAGCAGCACACGGGCGACGACGCCGAGGCCAGGGAACUGCACCCGGAGAUCGAACUCGUCCUGGAGGAGUUCACCCAACUCGAACUCCUCUCGCAAGCCAAGCAACAGAGGCUGAAGGAGAAUAGCGAGACGUCUUCCCUGACGUGCCCGCUGUGUUGCAGACGCAAUUGGCAGCAGUUCGAGAACGACAUGUGGCGCCUAGAACAAUGGCUCACCCACGCCGAAGCCACGCAGACCACGCAGCACAGCCCGCCCACGCCCAUGGAGCAGCUGGAAGAGGUCGCCCAGGACCACAGGGAGUUCCUGAUGGACCUGGACGGCCACAAGUCGGUGAUCAUGUCGCUGAACAUCAUCGGCAAGCACCUGGCCGAGCAUACCCGCGACGAGCGCCGUGCCACGCGCGUGCGGGACCGCCUCACCGCGGCCAACCAGCGCUGGGAGGCCGUGUGCGCUGCUGCGUCCGUGUGGCAGGCCAAGCUGCAGACGGCGCUCAUGGGCAACGCCGAGUUCCAUUCCACCAUCUCAGACCUGCUCGCCUGGACGGACACCACCGAGGAGAGCCUGCACAAGAUGGCGGCGGAGGAGGAGACGGAGGAGGCCGCCCUGCGCGAGCGCGCUGGCCGCGUUCUGGACGUGCGGGCUGAGGUCGAGCGGUGCGAGCCGCGCGUCGCGUCUCUGCACGAGGCGGCGCAGCACCUGCUCACCACGCAGCAUGACGACCAGUGCGCGGCCGUGCGCGAGCGCCUGGCGCUCCUCUCGCGCCGCCUGCAGCUGCUGCUCCAGCUGUGCUCGCAACAGCUUACCCAGCUGUCGCAGCUUCUGGGCCAGGACUUUACCAGCUCGCUGGCGUCCCUGGCGUCGUCGGGGCUGUACGAGUCUGCCGAGUUCUCUUUCUCGCGGCCAACUUCACCAAGCUCCCUGACUGCCAGCUUCCAUUCCGAUGUGCAUGACGGUUACGGCGCGGAGGGCGGCGACGAAGGCGUAGUGAGACGCUCCUACAGGUUCUUCGGGCGUGUGAUGCGAGCCGCCCUUCCUAUCCAGGCCUUGAUGUUGCUCAUGCUUGGGGUGGCGUCUCUCGUGCCCACCUCUGAGGACGACUACGCCUGCAACAUGGCCAACAACUUCGCCCGGAGCCUCGACCCGAUGCUCAGAUACCCCAACGGACCUCCGCCAUUCUAAGAUCGCCUGUCCGAGGUCGUCCUUCGAAGGUCCCGUCUCUCCCCUCUCUUCGGAUGCUCGUUCUCCUACUCCUACUCCUCCUCGACAACUCUGAGGGCGCGGGGCGUUCUCGUCUUCCUCCUGCGGGAUCCGACUCUUAGUGAUAGACACGCAACCUCUCGUUCCCAAACCAAAAUGCGACUCACACACAAACUCCUGAUAUUGAUUACCGAGGUGUUUUAAAAUAUCCGAUUGUGUUUUAUCGUAGGUAAAACGUACCUGUUUUAAGUGAAGGAAAACUGCGUAAAUAUAUAUAUAGGUAAAUAUAUGAAUAAAUAAAUAAAUAUAUAUAUAUUCUAAUGUUCAGCUAACAGAUGCAACAUGAUUAGUUUAGUGAAACUGGAAGAGAAAAAAAAUGUUUUAUGUUGUUUGUUUGUUUUUCGUUUAGGUUUAUUCAGUUUUGUGAAUUGAAAGCACAUGGUAAAGUUGUUGAUUUUUUUUACUGAUUGAAAUAUAUAUAUAUGAUAUUUUAAUGGUGAUGUAAUGGUUCAAAAAGUUCCUUAUGUAAGUGCCCGCCGUUCUCGAUUGGUGAUGAAGGAUCCUGUCAACAAAGCUUCAUCUCUUUUAUUUUUUGAAUAAUAUUUUUUUCGCCCAGGUUAAGGAUGUAAACGCUGUUUGUUGUUAUAUAUAGUCAAGGAAAUGCUUAAUGUAGUAAAAUUACCUUUUUAAUCCCCUUGGCUGUGACUGAUAUGUCUUCAACUCGUUAGAAAUGGAACUCUGUCUUACGCUUUAACUUUUUUUCUCGCUCGCUCUUCACACUUUCGUCUUAUUUCUCUCUUUCUCUUUUCCUAUGUAAAUGGACAUAUAAGCGUGUGUGUGUCUAGAGGAGUUGGACAAUUUCGUGUGGAAAUAAACACACACACACACACAAGAUGAUAUUGAUAUGAAUAUACGAACGCAUGUCUGAAGAUCUGUCAGCCACACACACACUACAAUGACGUUUAUUAUACCUGACUACCCAAGUACGGACAAAAAAAAAAAAAAACCUGGUGCUACCAUCUAUCUAUACUGUAUAUGGUGAUUUUUGGAAAGGCUGAUUGUGGUACUGGUGUUUAGGUGCUAUAUGAAUUUUUACAAUGACCUGAAAGAAAGAAAGAGAGGACUUUUUAUUUUACUGAAAAAAAACAAGAAAAUGAUUUUUACAGAGAGAAGGUAUUAUUGUGUGUUCAUUUGGAUCUUUUCCUUUUUUGUUCUCUCAAUUUGAAUUUGAAUUGUGAAUUCGAUGGACUCAGGUUGAAGAGUUGGUUUUUAUUAGUAAUUUUAAGAGAGAUUAAUUAGAAAAAAAGUGAAUGAAAAGUGAUAAUAUCUUAUAGGAGUCAUUUAAGUCAUCGUAAGGCUGUACUCUGUUAACUGUAGGUGAUAUUUAUUUUCUUUUUUUUUCUUGGUUUAUUUUCUUUUUUUUUUAUUUACAUCCCUCUAGAUCACAGUUAACUGCCGAUGAUGACUAAGGGUUUGUCUCGUGUUAGACUACCCCCCCCCCCCAACUUAUUUAGGUGUAUAAAUCUUUUAUCAGUCAUUUGUGAUAAGUGUUAAUGCUCCUCGCCCACUGUUGGAGCUCAUCUGCUAUAAGGUUUAUGGUUUAAGCAUAUUUGAUAUUUGGAAUUUGAUCUUUUUUUAGGUAUAUUGUAAUUCACGAGGAUAGAAGUGAUUAUUUUCAUCAAAUGUACUUAGCAAUGAUUUUUAAUUCUUACAUGGCUGAGAUAUGCUACCCUUCCUUUUUUUUAAUCUCCCUUUCCUCUCCCUCUUUCACCCUUUUCCUUGUAAAUACACCUUUUCCUUAUGUUAUUGUUUCUGUUACCUCUUCCCCUUCCUUUUUUUUAUUUUUUCUUCCUAUUUUUACCUAAUUUUCUCCCCACGUUAUCCCAUUUUUCUUUUUUCUUUCUUUCUCUCACUCCAUCUCCGUUUUUCUUCCCUUUCUCCUUUUUGUAUAUUAGCGGCAUUGCUGAAAGCCAGUCAUAGUAAGAGAAACCACUAAUGCAGUAAGGAAUGGACGGUUAACGUGGAACUUAACCUUCUGUUUUUCAGGAGACGAUGGUUAGUUGGACAGACCAAAAAAAAAAACAAAAAAACGCAGGACAUAAAAAAUAUAUAUAUCAUAAGAAAAAUGUGAAAAAAAUAUGUUUAAAACAUCACUAUCCCUUUAAAGGCUUUAUGCCUACGGGUUGCCUUAACGUGUCCUUGGCUUUGUCGCGGAAGUACAGGGGCGUGUAGGUAUAUGAUCUAGAAAAAAAUAUUAGGGCUGUUGGCUCCAUCUCUCUGACACUGUAUUUUGUGUUUCUGUAAAAUGACUGGUGGGCGGCAGUGUUAUAAAAUCAAAUUUGAAAUGAUACACUUGUCAAAGAAACUAUUUCCUCGUGUAUUAAAUUUUUGUCAGUAUGUUCUUGUUUUUAUUAUUCUAUUAUUAUUUCUUCUUCUAGUAUAGGGUCUAUAAGCUUAUUCGCUUUGGAUGCUUCUUGAUGCAGAUAAUAAUCAUUUUUGUUAUGGCUGGCCAAAGAAAGAAUGUGUUUGUUUGUUCUCUCUCGUUUUUUUUUCAAUAUUUUUUUUUAUUUCAAAUACGUGGCGAUAUGAUAAGGUCAUAAAGUUGAACUAUAGUGCCUGAACUAGAAUGUCCCUAGUUUGUGCAGGCUGUGAAGUUUGUGCCAUAGAUACGUGACCAGCCAAUAGGAACAAAGAGCGCGAAUGCCUAGCCAAUCAAAAACAAAACAUAACAUAAAAAUAAAUAUUUCAAAAAUAUGUUACAAAAAAUUCAUAAUCUUUCACACUAAAAAGUAAAAAAAAAAAAAUGCUUUGCCCAGCCAUUGGCUAAUCAAAACUGCUUCAACACCCAACCAAUAGCAGCGUCGGACUUCCAUCCAGUAGCAUCGCUUUCUUUCGCCAGUGUUGUAGCAGAGCACGCGCUAAGGGCGGUCGUUUAUACCAUGGUGUGAGUUCUAUUCAUACAAAUAUACGUGUUCUUAUAAA
Molecule: messenger RNA, 18171 nt
Organism: Penaeus indicus
Lineage: Eukaryota; Metazoa; Arthropoda; Malacostraca; Decapoda; Penaeidae
Product: muscle-specific protein 300 kDa-like
Exons: 10
Coding region: 727-15171 (4814 amino acids)
Cellular component (GO): membrane
Molecular function (GO): protein binding
Source: RefSeq, a predicted model, not a curated record